AUGUCUGACAACGUCACCUGGACCAGCAACUUCGACGAGUUCCUUGCCGAACUCGACACCGAGAGCUACGCCAACGACACCAGCUUCAUGGAACUCCUUGAUCCUACUGGUUACUACGACUUCGGCCACGUCGACGAUGGCGCUCUUGGCGCUGCGGACCCCCUGGAUCCCGCUUCAGUCCAAAAUGAUUCGAAGCCCCUGGAGACAGCUUCUACUGCUUCAAUCGAGAGGACUGCGGCAGAAGCGCACCUGACUUGCGCAGAGUGCGGCGAAGUUGUCAAGUACGCAGAGAAUCUGCCCUACCAUGCUAAGUGGAACAACCAUAAGGCAUUUUUGUGCCCAGUCCAAGGAUGUGGUCAGAAAUUCGUGAGCAAUAGAGAGCUUGACGCUCAUCAACGCCGGCCUCAUCUUGAAGGCCACGAGCGCAUUGAAAUGGGGCAUCCGUUCGCUUGUGUUGAGUGUUCGGUCGAGUUCAGGAACAAGUCCAAGCUGCGGGAGCACGCCAACGAAGCACAACACAAUCCCUUUGCUUGUUCCUGUGGCAAGAACUUCGCCCGACUUGAUGUCCUCUACCGACAUCUUGACUCUAUGGGGACCGACAUGCCAAAGUUCCCUUGUCAAUUCUGCAAAAGUCACCGCGGGGAGAACGGUUUUCGAAGAAGAGAUCAUCUCCGACAACAUGUGCGCGGAUACCACAGGUUCGAGGCUGAGGGAAAGAACGAAGACAUCAUGCCCAGCCGUCGUGGGAAGUAUCAGACACCUCCAGUCUGCCAUUUUGCGGAUUGCCCGCACCACCGGAACGAAAAUUUCAAAACACUCAGUCGCGAAGAACAAACCCGCUCCAAACCAUUCGAAACACAGUCGGAAUAUACGAAACACAUGAAGAACGCCCACGACUUCACAGCCUUCCCCUGUACAGUGAGAGGCUGUAGCAAGACUGGCGCAAAGGGUUACGCGAGAGAGAAAGAUCUCAUCAAGCACAGAAAGAAGGACCAUCCUGAGACGGAAACAUACGUUCCAGCAACGCGAGACAUCAGGAUUACUUGCCAGGGGUGUGGUGCCAGCCUGGGACCGAACAGCAUGCGCUACCACCGAUGUAAAGUUUCGCGGCUUUGA
Molecule: messenger RNA, 1116 nt
Organism: Colletotrichum tamarilloi
Lineage: Eukaryota; Fungi; Ascomycota; Sordariomycetes; Glomerellales; Glomerellaceae
Exons: 2
Coding region: 1-1116 (371 amino acids)
Biological process (GO): regulation of transcription by RNA polymerase II
Cellular component (GO): nucleus
Molecular function (GO): RNA polymerase II transcription regulatory region sequence-specific DNA binding; DNA-binding transcription factor activity, RNA polymerase II-specific
Source: RefSeq, a predicted model, not a curated record